This is a messenger RNA of Selaginella moellendorffii, 2788 nucleotides long. RefSeq names its product BTB/POZ domain-containing protein At1g30440-like. The coding region runs from base 518 to 2698 and encodes 726 amino acids. The record is from RefSeq and is a predicted model, not a curated record. The transcript is spliced from 4 exons. Gene Ontology annotation, molecular function: protein binding. Lineage: Eukaryota; Viridiplantae; Streptophyta; Lycopodiopsida; Selaginellales; Selaginellaceae.
CCUUUGGGACAGGCACGAAGAACAGGGGAGGGGAUUGAUCGCUUUCCGACGGGGUUCUUGCCGCGAUCGAGAGAGAUCGCAGCUGGAAGGGAGCGGCGUAGCGAGCGCUGCGCAACGCCGUCGCGCCAUUCAAUCCAGGAGGUUUGUCGGCGAGGUCGGGAUUUGAGAGGAUUAUGAGGAGGGAGGGGGUGUGCGCUAGCGCUCGACUGUUCUUGGUCGGGUUUGAGUCGUCGCCGGUGAUGACACGCAUCGGCAUUGUGCGCUUGAUGUGAUUGGCGCGUCUUCCAUCGCCAAUUCAAAGGCAGGCAGAAGGAACAAAAGGGAGAGAGAGACAGAUAGAGAGACUUUGAAGUCUCUCUUUCUCUCUCUCUCUCUCUCUCUCUCUCCACACCCACAGGGAAGCGCGAGGAAAUCUACUGGAGAGCCUAUUUUUUGCUCGAGAUUCCAGGCUCUGCCAGAUCACUCACUCCGGAGGGUUUUUCUCCUCUCCCGGCAGUUUUUCUCGCACAGCAUUCGAAUGGCGGCGAGUAUGAAGCUGGGCUCCAAGAGCGAGGGAUUUCUUCGCAGAGGCCAAGCAUGGUUUUGUACGACCGGUCUUCCCAGCGAUGUGGUUGUCCAAGUCGACGAAAUGACAUUCCACCUUCACAAGUUUCCUCUCAUGUCCAAGAGCGGGCUUCUCGAGAAACUCAUCACCGAGUCCUUAGAGAGCCGCGAUCAACUUAGAAACGAAGAUGACGAAGACGAGGACGAUGAAGAGCAGCGUGGCUGCGUCGUUCAGCUCGCUGGCAUCCCUGGCGGCACCGAGUCCUUCGAGCUAGCCGCAAAGUUCUGCUACGGCGUCAAGCUCGAGCUCACCGCCAGCAACAUUGUCCCGCUCCGUUGCGCCGCCGAGCACCUGGAGAUGACCGAGCAGCUUGGCGAAGGCAAUCUCAUCGUCAAGGCCGAAGGCUUUCUCAACCAAGUGGUGCUCCGCAGCUGGAAGGACUCGGUGCGGGCGCUUCAGUCGUGCGAGAAGGUGCUCGAGCAGGCGGAGAAGCUCCAGAUUGUCAAGCGGUGUGUGGAUUCCAUCUCCAGUAAGGCGUGCACGGAUCCGAGCUUGUUCGGGUGGCCGCUCAUGGAUCACCACCUCACCAUGCAAAGCCCCGGCGGCAGCGUCCUCUGGAACGGGAUUAGCACCGGGGCUCGGCCGAGGAACUCUCGCAGCGACUGGUGGUACGAGGACGUCGCGUCGUUGAGCUUGAGCAUGUUUGAGCGGCUGGUGGCGGCGAUGGAAGUUCGCGGAUUGAAGCCCGAGAUCGUCGCUGGAGCAGUGAUGAGUUACGGAAAACGCUACCUCCCUGGAUUAAACCGGCGCAGAGGCGAAGGUGGCGGAGGCGGUGGCGGCGGCGGUGGAAGUAGAAGGAGUGGACUCUACUCGGCUCCCGUCACCACGCUCUCUGAGGUGGAUCAACGAAUUCUACUCGAGACCAUCCAGCGGCUUCUUCCGGCUCAGAAAGGAGUCGUCCCCGUCCGAUUUCUCUUCGGCCUGCUCAAGCUGUCGAUGCUCCUGGGUGCAAGCAGCGAUUGCAAGGCGAGCCUGGAAGCGAGGAUUGGUAUGCAGCUGGAACAGGCCGGGCUGGACGACCUCCUCAUGCCGAACUACUCGUACACAGUGGAGACCCUCUACGACAUCGACGUCGUCCAGCGGAUCGUGGAGCAUUUCCUGAGCAGCGAUGGUGGUGGAUCGUCCGUGAACACGCUGGGGAACCUGGUGAGCCUGUCGUAUGAUCACGACGGCUCGCCAAACAAUGGAGCGGUGACGCCAAUGAUGCAAGUCGCCAAGCUCAUGGACGCGUACCUCGCGGAGGUGGCACCGGACGUGAAUCUCAAGAUGGGGAAGUUUCAGGCUCUGGCGGAAUCGCUGCCCGAGUACGCGAGGCUGGUGGACGAUGGUCUGUACCGUGCGAUUGAUAUCUAUCUCAAGGCUCAUCACUGGUUGACGGAGCUAGAGCGCGAGAAGCUGUGUCGCACCAUGGAUUGCCAGAAACUUUCGCUCGAGGCGUGCACUCACGCCGCUCAGAACGAGCGCCUGCCCCUCCGCGUCGUCGUCCAGGUGCUGUUCUUCGAGCAGCUGCAGCUCCGGACCGCCAUCGCCGGCUGCUUCCUCGUGUCCGAGAACGUGGAGGCGUCGCGGCCAGCUUACCAGAACCCACGCGACGCUGCCAGUGGCGCCGCCGCCGCCGCCGCCGCUGCAUCGAAUCGAGCAGCAGCAGGAGGAGGAGGUGGUGGAGAAGGCUGGGCGAAUGUACUACGCGAGAACCAAGUGAUGAAGGUGGACAUGGAUCGGAUGAGGAGCCGCGUGAUCGAGCUGGAGAAGGAGUGCACGCAGAUGAGGCAGGAGAUUGAGAAGAUUGGAAACGGGAAGAGCGGCGGCGGUGGCGGCGGCGGCGGCGGCGGCGGGGGUGGAGUGAAGAGCAGUCACGCCGUGCUCGCGGCGUCGAUGAUGUCGAGCUUCUCGCUGGCCAAGAAGCUGGGCUGCCGAUCGAAGCCGCACGCGCUAAAGCCGCAGGACGUGAUGAAGCCGCCACAGCCAGCGCCGCCGCCAGAGGAUGAUCUUGAUGAAGGAUCGCUCAAGGCGGCGGCGGCGGCGGCGAGGGCGGCGGGGGUGGCGGCUCCUCAAGUGAGGCGGCGGCAUCGGCGAACCCAUUCACUGGUUUGAUGCUUACUUUCUCCUCUCGUGUUCUCGUGUUCUUCUCGUGUGCUCUGUUUUAGGGCUAUUAAAAUUGCCGCGAAAUAUUUUAAAUUUAGA